Messenger RNA from Hevea brasiliensis (rubber tree), 541 nucleotides. RefSeq names its product sterol 3-beta-glucosyltransferase UGT80A2-like. The transcript has 3 exons. NCBI's taxonomy places the organism in Eukaryota, Viridiplantae, Streptophyta, Magnoliopsida, Malpighiales, Euphorbiaceae. The record is from RefSeq and is a predicted model, not a curated record. Bases 126 to 377 code for a protein of 83 amino acids.
AAUCAAAGGAGUCUGUCUACUUACUGGACAAUUGCCCUCAUGACUGGCUGUUUUCAAGAUGCAAGGCUGUGGCAAAACUUAACUGUUAUCAUGGCUGAAAUUAUUAUAAGCUAGAAUUGAAAUUCAUGGUUCAUCAUUGUGGUGCUGGGACAACUGCUGCUGGUCUUAAAGUUGGGUGUCCUACAACCAUAGUUUCUUUCUUUGGGGACCAGCCUCUCUGGGGAGAGCGGGUUCAUGCCAAAGGAUUAGGUCCUGCACCAAUCCCAGUUGAUGAGUUUUCACUUGAAAAGUUGGUUGAUGCAAUAUACUUCAUGCUAGAUCCCAAGGUAGGCAUGUAUUUCCUGUCAAGUCUGCUUCGUUAUAGAAGUUUACUGUAGUGCUUGGCCUUUGUCCCUGUUGUUCAUUGGGUAUACUAAGUCCAGGUUUGGUUGCUACGAUUUCUUGCUUUUUCAUGCUUAGUUGGAUUAACCUUUUGUAAGGAGAUUGCAAGUUCUUCUUAGAUUUUUCUUCUUCUAUAAUAUGAAUGGUAAAUUGCACUAAA